ACACCGAACAGUCCGCCCCCUCUACGGCUCUACCAACCUUCCCGUGCGCUAGCCUCGCCUGCCAGUCGCUUCGGUUGCUCGCUUCGCUUGCCUUCCCCCGCCCGCAGUCCUCGCAUUCGCCGCGGCGUCAACGCGUCUUCCUUCCCGCUGUCUUUCGGCCUCCGCCUCCUCCUCCCAGAUCCGGCGCCCAUGGCGAGGAACCCGGGAUGCACCGUCUUCAUAGGUAACUUGGAUGACAGGGUUCCUGAGAGGGUCCUGUAUGAGAUUCUUAUUCAGGUAGGUCGAGUUGUAGACCUACACAUACCUCGCGACAAGGAAACUAGUCGACCAAAGGGUUAUGCUUUUGCUGAGUAUGAAACAGAGGAGAUUGCCCAGUAUGCUGUUAAGCUAUUUUCUGGCCUUGUUCGGCUACAUAAUAAAACACUUAGAUUUGCGAUCUCUGGGCAAGACAAGGUUGACAAACCCUCCUCAAAUGGCAAUAUGCCUGUAACUCCUAGGUUAAACCCUAUACCAGCACCAAAGCCUCCUCAACUUAUGCGGUCUAGUGAUACUCCUUCGUCACAGCAUACAGUCGUGAAUGGCAGGAUUGCAGGGUAUGGUAUCUCACCAAAUCAUUCAUAUGACUCACAUUCUCAAGCGCCAUCAAGUGGGUUACCGAGUAGAGGACUAAGCAACGGUACGUAUGAGUAUAGUAGACGUGUAUUUGGCUCUGUUAUGAAUGAUGUUAGCCGUCGAGCUACCAGGGAACCAGUUCCAUACCCGUCCUACUAGCAUGUGAGCUCCAGUGACUGUAACUUGAUAUUCUGACAGAGUAGACCGCCGAAGCCAUUAUCUGUUGUCUCAGCCAUCUGUAAGGUUAUCUCUGUACUCACCAUUUAAUGCCUGUGAAUAUGGUUUAUGGUGGUAGGGCAUAUGCUUAUCUUUUGGGUUGUUCUACAUUGUUGUGGGAGUUGUGUCUGCUGGUUAGGCUCCUCUCGUGCCCUAGUGAUCAAGGCUCCACUAAUAUGAUUGUACUAGAAUUACCAUGUCUAGUUACAUGAAUGGGUGGCAAAACUUUGCAAUUGCUGUUUACAUUAAAUGUCGUUAGCUGUUUCUCAUGUUAUAGGAGCGUGUUUGUGUUUGAGAUAUGAGUAUUUGGUGGAUUUUGUUUAUCAUCCCUAUCGAAUCUGUAUUAUGUUGGACAUCUGAAGGGGAAAUGUUGUUAAAGGAAAGGGGAAACCUGCCCUCAUUAUGUUGUUCGUUUAUAUGAAUAUUUGGUUUAUAUAUGACUUGUUUGCUUGAGCUGUCUGUCUGUGGCAGCAACAGGCUUUCAUUGUUCCACAACAGGCUUUCGAGUAAUCAAGUUAUACCUUCUCUGUUACAUCAUACAUGGCUGCUUUGGUCCCGCAUUUGCAAGUUGAUCUGUUGUCACUUCCAAGUUCAGUAGCAUGGAAGUUGUUACUGCUGGAUUCUCACUUCACUGGUGAAUUAUUUAGCUAUUGCAUUUUUUUUCCCAAUGGUACUGUUAUCCUCUGAAUCGUGAAUCUUGCUGGUGGCCCUGUACUGUUGAUCAAGAUGGGUCAGAUGAUACUCAUUUCUCAGCAGGCUGUAUUUGGGAGCUCCAUGCCUGUGGUCGUGAUCUCGACUACAGGAAUUUGAAAGGAAAUUUGUCCCGUUGGAGCUCCAGAUUGCAGGCUAUUACAUUUCCUAAUGAUUGAAGAUUUGUUAUACAGGGUCAGCCUAUGAGAUCAAUUCGAGAUUCAAGAAUGACAGUUGCCCAAUUCUAUGCCGUAAUGGUACUACUUUAUGAUGCAACAAUACCCUUGCAUCCAGUCAGUUCAUUUGUACGGUCGUGUUGACCUCCACCUGCUGUGAGGUCUCCUCCUGCGAUGGGUCCGCAGGCUGUAAUUUUUUGGUUCUCGCAUACUGCAGAAUUGAACAAUCGUUGCGUGAUUCCGAAUUUUGCUCU
This is a messenger RNA of Setaria italica (foxtail millet), 1948 nucleotides long. Its product is annotated as splicing factor 3B subunit 4. The transcript is spliced from 4 exons. Bases 190 to 771 code for a protein of 193 amino acids. Gene Ontology annotation, molecular function: RNA binding. NCBI's taxonomy places the organism in Eukaryota, Viridiplantae, Streptophyta, Magnoliopsida, Poales, Poaceae. The record is from RefSeq and is a predicted model, not a curated record.